UUCAGGAGUGACAUUCAAACUCAGAAUCUUCUCACUGUAACUCAGCCGAACUCACACCUCCUGUCACCAUGUCCUACAACUGCUGCUCUGGAACCUUCUCCUCCCGCUCCCUUGGGGGCCACCUGCGCUGCCCAGGCUCCUCCUGUGGCUCUUCCUACCACAGCAACCUGGUCUAUACCAGGGACCUGUGCUCUCCCAGCACCUGCCAGCGGGAUUCCUCUUUCUACAGUGGCUGUCAGGAGACCAGCUGUGAGCCUAUCAGAUGCCAGGCAUCCUGUGUGGAGUCCAGCCCCUGCCAGCCAUCCUGCUGCCCCCAGAGGACCUCCAAGCUCUGCAGUCCCUGCUGGACAACUUACCCUGGGUCUCUGGGCUUUAGGUCCAGCAGCUGCAGCUUCCUGAGCUCUGGAUCCAGAAGCUGCUACUCAGUGCGUUGUGGAUCCAGUGGCUUCAGACCUCUGGGUUAUGGAGUCUGUGGCUUCCCCUCCCUGAGCCGUGGAUCCAGAUUCUGCCGUCCAACCUGCUUUACCUCCAGCAGCUGCCAGUCAUGGUGUUAUAGACCAAUCUCUAGCUCUGGUUUCUAUUAUUCAACUUGCUGAGGGUCUAGAUCCUUCUGAGUAUUGAGAUCAAAGUCUCUGCUCAGUACAGCCAUCUUUUUC
Camelus dromedarius (Arabian camel) is the source of this 656-nucleotide messenger RNA. RefSeq names its product keratin-associated protein 13-1-like. The transcript has a single exon. The coding region runs from base 69 to 596 and encodes 175 amino acids. The record is from RefSeq and is a predicted model, not a curated record. Lineage: Eukaryota; Metazoa; Chordata; Mammalia; Artiodactyla; Camelidae.